This is a messenger RNA of Chanos chanos (milkfish), 3835 nucleotides long. It is a transcript of the gene ppp4r3b, whose product is annotated as protein phosphatase 4, regulatory subunit 3B. Bases 275 to 2725 code for a protein of 816 amino acids. NCBI's taxonomy places the organism in Eukaryota, Metazoa, Chordata, Actinopteri, Gonorynchiformes, Chanidae. The transcript is spliced from 16 exons. Gene Ontology annotation, cellular component: protein phosphatase 4 complex; nucleoplasm. Gene Ontology annotation, biological process: DNA damage response; protein dephosphorylation. The record is from RefSeq and is a predicted model, not a curated record. Gene Ontology annotation, molecular function: protein phosphatase activator activity.
GUGUGUGGCGGAUAGAGAAGCUACAGUCAAAGAAAUAGCUAGUUGUUGUGUCUUGGACGUUGUUUAUUAACACGCUAUCUUGCUGUGUUUUAACCGACUACAUUUUUUUUAUCUGUGUAUGUUUUCUAAAAUUCGUUACAAAAAAUACUGUAAGUUUGUAUCUCGGCGGGGAACAUGCGGUUAGUAACAAAGUUUGAAGCUCGAGGUUGAGGAAAAACAAUAUUUGGAGGAUAGGGGGAAGCUACCGUUUGUUGCUUUGGCCCACAGAAAAACCAUGUCGGAUACAAGGCGGCGUGUGAAAGUAUACACGCUGAACGAAGAUCGACAGUGGGACGACAGAGGAACAGGACAUGUUUCGUCCACUUAUGUUGAACGAUUGGAGGGAAUAUCAUUGCUAGUUCGAGCGGAGUCUGACGGUUCUCUAUUGUUAGAGUCCAAAAUCAGCCCCAAUACAGCAUAUCAGAAACAACAGGACACUCUUAUUGUUUGGUCUGAAGCUGAAAAUUAUGAUUUGGCCUUGAGCUUCCAGGAGAAGGCAGGCUGUGAUGAAAUAUGGGAGAAGAUCUGCCAGGUUCAGGGGAAGGAUCCGUCCUUGGAGAUCACCCAAGACCCCAUGGAUGAGUCUGAGGAGGAGCGUACAGAGGAGCUGCCAGAGACCAGCCAUUUGGUGGAGCUCCCACCAUGCGAGCUGGCUCGGUUAGAGGAGAUCGCAGACCUCGUGACCUCCGUGCUGUCUUCACCCAUCCGGCGUGAGAAGCUGGCACUGGCUCUCAUGAGCGAGGGCUACAUUAAGCGUCUGCUGCAGCUUUUCAGGACGUGUGAGGACCUGGACAACCGGGAGGGCCUUCAUCACCUGUACGAAAUCGUCCGCGGCGUGUUGUUCCUCAACAAGGCUGCCCUGUUUGAGGUGAUGUUCUCCGAUGACUGCAUCAUGGACGUUGUGGGCUGCCUGGAGUAUGACCCUGCCCUGGUUCAGCCCAAGAGGCACCGCGAGUUCCUUACCAAGACGGCCAAAUUCAAAGAGGUCAUCCCCAUCACGGACUCUGAGCUCAGACAGAAGAUUCACCAGACGUACAGGGUGCAGUACAUCCAAGAUAUCAUCCUGCCCACCCCCUCUGUUUUCGAAGAGAACUUCCUCUCCACACUCACCUCUUUUAUCUUUUUCAACAAGGUGGAGAUAGUUAGCAUGCUGCAGGAGGACGAGAGGUUCCUUACUGAAGUAUUUGCUCAGCUAACAGAUGAAGCCACAGAAGACAGCAAAAGGAGAGAACUGGUCAACUUCUUCAAAGAGUUCUGUGCAUUUUCACAAACCUUGCAACCACAAAACAGAGAUGCGUUUUUCAAGACCCUUGCAAAUCUGGGAAUUCUCCCUGCUUUGGAAAUAGUGAUGGGUAUGGACGACCUCCAGGUGAGGGCCGCAGCCACAGAUAUCUUCUCCUAUCUGGUGGAGUUCAGCCCAUCUAUGGUGCGGGAGUUUGUCAUGCAGGAACCGCAGCAAGCUGAUGAUGACGUGUUGCUGAUUAACGUGGUGAUAAAGCAGAUGAUCUGUGACUCGGACCCUGAGCUGGGUGGGGCUGUGCAGCUCAUGGGGUUACUGCGUACUCUCAUUGACCCAGAGAACAUGUUGGCCCCAACUAAUAAAACGGAGAAGACAGAAUUCCUCGGCUUUUUCUACAAGUACUGCAUGCAUGUACUCACGGCACCUCUGCUAGCCAACACUGCAGAGGAGAGGAAAGAUAUGCCUGAAGGGUCUGCAAAAAUCAACCCAGUAUGUCCUGACAAUUUCCAAACAGCCCAACUUCUGGCUUUGAUAUUGGAACUGCUUACGUUUUGUGUGGAGCACCAUACGUACCACAUAAAGAACUACAUCAUGAACAAGGAUCUGCUACGGAGAGUCCUUGUGCUGAUGAACUCCAAGCACACAUUCCUGGCCCUAUGUGCCCUGCGUUUCAUGAGGAGGAUCAUUGGACUGAAGGACGAGUAUUAUAACCGGUACAUCAUUAAAGGGAACCUGUUUGAGCCAGUCAUCAACGCCCUGCUGGACAACGGAACAAGAUAUAACCUCCUCAACUCAGCCAUCAUCGAACUGUUUGAAUUCAUCAAAGUGGAGGACAUCAAAUCACUCAUAGCCCACAUUGUCGACAACUUUUAUAAAGCACUUGAAUCCAUCGAAUAUGUCCAAACAUUCAAGGGUCUGAAAGGCAGAUAUGAGCAGGAGAAGGAUAGACAAAGCCAAAGACUCAGCAGUCAUUUAAACAAAUUAAAUUGUGCCGACAGAUAUCGACGGGAUGCAAGAUCUCUAGAAGAUGAUGAAGAAAUGUGGUUCAAUGAAGAUGAGGAUGAAGAAGACGGUGACCCAUUAGUUGAAAAAGGCAGAUCAGAGGAAGACUUUCCAGAGAGCUAUGGAAAGUACAUGGAAGCAAAAAAAGUUAAAGAAAGUGAGGACAAAGAGAACCUUCCAAAGCGGACACCAUCUGGCAGCUUUAAGUUUACCUUCUCUCAUUCUGCAGGCGCUGCCAAUGGAACCAACGGCGCUAACAGCAAAGCAGCCACUUCUGCAUCUGCAACCAGUCCCAAUGGCUCAUCAGCCAAGUCAGCUGCACUACCCACCACACCGCUGGUCAAGACGGGGUUGGUUGGCUUGGUGGAUUAUCCAGAUGAUGAAGAGGAGGAGGACGAAGAAGAGGAACAGUCACCACGAAAGCGGCCCCGUCUGGGCUCGUAAAAGAAGAGAAAUAGUUCACCGGUCUAAUGUCCCAUGGUGCCACUGUGUCACAGUCCACUGGACAGAGAGACCCUCCCCACCUCCCCCACUCUACCUCCUGCUCCCUCAUAACCACCUGGCCAGUGGACUAGAGGAGCUGAACGAUGCCAUGGUUCCCUGACCCUUCCCCUCUCUCACGACCCGGUCGUACCAGCAGGGAUGCAGUACCACCUUACUGCCGUAACCUUUUACCGGAGGGGAGGACGGGCGUACCCAGGAGCCAGUCAGGCUAGCGGGACUAGCCGCUUAGUAAUGGAAGCUUGAUUGGCCGACCCAACAGUGAAACAGAUCCUUUUUUUUUUUUUUUUUUAAAUUGGUUUGGUUGGAGGGAACAAGGCUAAAUAAGGGGUCAAGACAGCAUAACAAACCAACAGAAAGCAGCCUCCUAGGUCUCAAGGAGCAGAACUCUUCGACUUUGAAGCGUGGGCUCCAUUUGGUGAGACUCAAGUUCAACUACAUUAGCCAGGAACCUUACUGUACUGUACAACUGUUUAUUUUUUUUUUUCUUCUUAAUCAUUUUGCCCCUUAAAUGAUUUUAAAGGGGGAGAGCUCUUCCUGCCAGUGUAAUUUUCUUUCUUUUUUUUUUUUUUUUUCGCACAACAAGGUGGGACCACCGUUUACCCUUUUAAUCAAUUCUUUGAUUCAUUGUAGAAAACAUGAGUUGCAAUGCUGGUUUUAAUAACAUGUAUUAAACUGCAGUAAAGUCAUUUUGCAGCCAAAUGGAGAAUGUCUGACGUCUCUGUUAUUUGACACAGUUUUACUGUUCUGGAAAUGUGGCUUCUCUCAGUCAUGAGGAGCAGUUCUGAGUGGUGCUAUCGUUUACUUUUUUUGUGAGAAUUCAAAAUGUAGCCAAGUACGUUCCUGCCUAUAACUGAAUUAAACAAGCACUGAUUGGUAAGAGCAGUUUAUGACGAUACAAGUGUUCCCAUUGGGACAUUAGAAUGUCAUUCAAGAUCUAUGAAAACAGAUGCUAAAUCAGUCUGAAUGACUAAAGCUGUGAGGACCCAAAUGUAAACAUUGAGGUUGUUCAGAGUAAGAAAUGUACUUUGUUUUUUGUUUUUUUUUCCCAUA